Molecule: messenger RNA, 1594 nt
Organism: Ostrea edulis (European flat oyster)
Lineage: Eukaryota; Metazoa; Mollusca; Bivalvia; Ostreida; Ostreidae
Product: neurotensin receptor type 1-like
Exons: 2
Coding region: 248-1300 (350 amino acids)
Biological process (GO): neuropeptide signaling pathway
Cellular component (GO): membrane
Molecular function (GO): G protein-coupled peptide receptor activity
Source: RefSeq, a predicted model, not a curated record
AUCAUUAUAUAAAAAUUUCCCACUGUGGAGUUUCAAGCCAUCAUCUGGGGCACCUUAAAUUUUGUAGGAACAGAAGAGGCUUAAGGACGUUGAUGGUGGGUUUUAUUAGUGAUAUACCAAGUGUAGAUAUUUGCGACCGUGAACCACAAUUUGAAAUGGAUAUUUCAUAGAUAUGGUGUUUCUUGCGGGGGCAUGUAGUGCGAAUGUUAUUCAAUAGAUGGAGUAAAACAGUUCUACGUUUAACACUAUGGAGGGGGAGGCGGCGUAUAAUCUGACGCUGGAAUGGAACCAGGACUACUCCAACAAGCUCCUGCCCACGGUCGUUUUCCAAUGUGUGGUCUGUUUUAUUGGUCUAGUGGGGAACAUAUUGGUGCUGCUCGUGUAUACCUUCCGAAUGAAAGGAAGCCGGGAUGACCGCUAUUUCAUACCCAUCCUGGCUGUUUUUGAUCUCGUCGCAAGCACCAUGGCGUCUGUGUUUUACGUUUUUGAGUCCAUAUACUUCGUGGACUUUCCGUCGUCCGAACUUUGCAAGGGGAUGCUGUACACCAUGACGGCAACAUCCGGUCUGUCGGCUUUGUUGCUUAUUGCGAUAGCCGUGCAACGGUAUCUGAAGAUCUGCAAACCUCACGGCAAACAGAUGGACGAGAAGAGGAGGAAAGUGUGUCUGGCGUCCGUCGUCAUAUUCUCCAUCCUAUACUCCGCCCCAGUUUUGUUAUUUUCCGGAAAUAAGGAAGUGGAGGGAACUUUCAACGGACAGAACGUCACGGGAUUGACCUGUUUCACGGGGGCUGGGAACUAUUCUACCUAUGAAGCCGUUUAUUAUUACAUUAUAUUCCUUCUUAUGGUGACCAACAUACUAACCGUGGGAUUCCUCUACAUCCCCAUCGGAGUUGUCAUCUAUCGUCAUAACCAGCUCAGAGAGACCCGGCGGAAGAGGAGUAUGGACAUCACUUCUACAGCUCAGUUUGACUCCAUCUCUGACAACCAAAUCAGCCAGUCAAGCACCAAAGAAAUGGCACGACCACGGACAUUCAAACAGAGCAAGAUCAAUUUCAACAUGAUGUUCUUUGCCAUCGUUGUGUUUUACCUGAUUUCUUACACGCCAACAUGUAUAUUUCUGAUUAUCAGUAAACUUUCCCCGGAACUAUGGUAUAACAUUUCGGCCACAGAAAUGAUUGUCUACUUUAUCUUGCAGAGAUUUUACGUCAUCAACCACGUGGUAAACCCCAUCAUUUAUGGGUACUUCGAUAUGAAAUUCCGCGCUGACAUCGUCAGCUUAUGUAAAUGUUCAUAUAAUUAACCCCUGCCGUCAAUAUCAUAAUUAAUAACGUAACGCUAUCUUAAGUUAUAAUCAUAUGUAUAUAUAUCAAUGGUUGACCGAUUCUUAAUUCAAACAUUUCUGUUUCGCUUAAAUAAUUAUCAUUACAUUACUUGCGCAACAUGUUAUAAAAUAAGUUUUAGGCUCCGAAGGGCUCCCUUUGCAUCAUGUCAUUGCUAUUUGAUGAACUUGUCCAUCAAAAUCCAAACCAGCAAUAAACUAGUAUACAUUUACAAUUUCAAUUAUCAAUGUUAAUUAUUAAUAAACAUAUAUGAU